CCCGGAUAGCGAGAUGUGAGAAGCAGAUUUGUUGAUGGAAAUAAUCUUAAUUUGACUGAUCUAUUUAUGUUUAAUUAUCCAAAACAUUGGACGGAAACUGUAUGUUUUCGGAUGGCUGCAUAACAGAAGUAUUUUGAGAGAAAUGUAACUGGAGUAAUUAGAUUGUGGACGAAUGGAUUAUCAGAAAGAUAAUGACACCGGGCGAAAACCUGAAGUAACAAAACGUAUGCUGUACGAUGUGGAAGAAAACCCGCCCUGGUAUUUAUGUCUGCUUCUUGGAUUUCAGCAUUGUCUCUUAGUGUUUGGAUCGUCUAUACCUGUCCCUCUUCUACUGAGUGAGUUAUUUUGUAUGGAUCGGGAUAAAGUAGCAGUCAGUGAACUUAUAGGGACGACAUUCUUUGUAACUGGUCUUUCAACUUUAAUCCAGACAACAGUCGGAGUAAGAUUACCACUUGUGCAGGGAUGUUCUGCAAGCUUCCUUACGCAAGUUAUCACCCUGAUGACACCAAGACAGUGUCCAGAAAGGGAGCCAGUGCAAACAGAUACAGGGUUAAAGAUUACAGAUGACAUGUCUUUGUCAUCUUCUGUAUACAUGUUUAGUUCUUGUGUACCUUUAGAUGAUGCUACUGUAAAUAUUUCGUCAAAUGAUUUACCUGACGUUGGCAGUGAUGCAUACCGGGCAAUAUGGACUUCAAGAAUAAGAGAGGUACAAGGAGGCGUCAUGGUCGUUGCGGUAUUUGAAAUAAUCAUAGGCUGUUCUGGCACACUAGGAUUCUUACUUCGGUAUGUCGGUCCAUUGACACUUACACCCACGUUAACACUGAUUGGUUUGUCCUUAUUUACCUCUAGCACAGCAAUGGCGUCUGAGCAUUGGUGGAUAGCACUUACGACAAUGUUUUUAUUUACACUGAGCAGCCAGUACUUACGAAAUAUUGAAAUACCAUUACCUGGGCUAUCAAGACUUUGUUCAUCGCGUCGUCUGCCUUUGUUUAGUCUAUUUCCGGUUUUAAUUGGUAUAUUUGGUACAUGGGCAAUAUGUGCAAUAUUAACAGUAUGUUCAGUAUUACCUGACAGUCCUGGAGAAUGGGGAUACACGGCACGGACGGAUAUAGGGCUUGAUGUUCUAAAAGAUGCCAGAUGGUUCCGGGUUCCAUAUCCAGGUCAGUGGGGUGCACCGAAUAUUACAGCAGCAGGUGUCGUCAGCAUGUUUGUUGCUGUUAUUGUUACCAUGAUAGAUGCAAUUGGUAAUGUCUACGCAUGUGUAGCAAUAGCUGAUGCUCCUCCUAUUCCGGGCAAUGUUGUGAACCGAGGAAUUUUCGUGCAAGGUAUAUGCUGUUUGCUAGCUGGUAUAUGGGGAACAGGAAAUGGGACAACAACGGCUAGCGAUAACAUGAGCAUAAUAGGGGCUAUAAAGGUUGCAAGUUUACGAGUUAUCCAAACUUGUGGGGUUCUGCUGAUUAUCUUCGGAUGUUUUGGAAAGUUUGGUGCCCUGUUUACAACUAUACCAUUACCGAUAAUAGGCGGAAUGCUUAUGUCAAUUUUUGGUAUCAUAACUGGUGUUGGACUUUCAUUUCUUCAGUUCAUUGAUUUGAAUUCCUUCAGGAAUAUAUUCAUUCUCGGGGUUUCUUUAUUCUUUGGAGUCAGUAUUUCUAACUGGAUGUUGGAACAUCAGGAUGCUAUCAACACUGGUAGUGAUUUUCUUGAUCAAAUAUUUGCUAUUCUUCUAAGUACAAGUAUGUUCGUGGGCGCCGUGACAGGAUUUGUACUCGAUAAUACAAUUCCUGGCACUGAUGCCGAAAGGGGAAUCAGAACAUGGAGAGCAUAUAAACCAGAAGAGGCAGUAGACUUGACGAAGACACAGAGGUUAAAGAUUUAUGACCUGCCAUUGAUUACAAAAUAUUUUCGUAACAACAAACUAGCUAGACACUUGCCAUUUUGUUUUUCUUCGUCAUGGUGUGUUGACAAGUUGGUUGUCCGUGGCGACAUAACUAAUAUCUCCGUUGACACAGAGAUUACAGUAUCCAGAGAGACGGUUUUUAGUGUUACUGAGAGUGUUAAAUUGUAACAAACAAACUGCUUAUUCCAUAGCUUUAUUUAUUUUUGAAUGAAACUUGAUUGACUUGAAUAGACAUAUGUUGAUAUA
Mercenaria mercenaria is the source of this 2143-nucleotide messenger RNA. Its product is annotated as solute carrier family 23 member 1-like. Bases 173 to 2065 code for a protein of 630 amino acids. The transcript has 13 exons. Lineage: Eukaryota; Metazoa; Mollusca; Bivalvia; Venerida; Veneridae. Gene Ontology annotation, cellular component: membrane. The record is from RefSeq and is a predicted model, not a curated record. Gene Ontology annotation, molecular function: transmembrane transporter activity. Gene Ontology annotation, biological process: transmembrane transport.